AUGCUUCCCUCCUCUUUCAGAAAUGUAACAUAUGAUGCAGAGUCCGGUCGAAAUGGGUCCCUGAUGACACCUUACGCGGUGGCAGGAAUCUGUAGUGGUAUUUUAAUCGCUAUCUUGAUCUGCAUUGGCUUGUUGGCAAGAUUUUGGAAGAAACGGCCUGCCAAACAUGCAAACGCGCAGACCUAUUCCCAGAUCCGCAAUCAAGGAUCUGAUGGGAACGUCGAGAAUACGAGACCUUCUCCUACCCCGAGCAGAAACGAAUCGAUCAUGGCAGACGUUAAAUCACAAAGCCAGCCAAGAAAGCUUAAACAAGCAGAUGUCACUACUUAUUUUGUUUGGGGUUGGAACAUUGUUCUGACGUUGGUGCCCCUGUGCUUCAUUGCUCUCGCAGUAGUUGUGGUCAACUUGGACGGCCAAAUGAGGUCAAGCUUCGGUCAACACGUAUUGGAACUGACCAAACUAAGUCCUUCAUUAUAUCCCAUCUUAUUCGCUGCCGUAGUAGGCCGAUUUUACAAGAACCUUGCCCGUUAUUGCCUGGAACAGUCAGGUGGUGUCCGACUUGCAGUCCUGGAGCAGAUUUUCGGGAGCCAGAGCUUUGCUACGGCAUUGGAACGCGUCUUUUUCGUCCACACGCACAUUGUUCUCAGUGUUAUUAUACUUACGACGUGGGCCUUAUCUCCCUUGGGCGGUCAGAGUUCAUCAAGAAUACUUGGGUUCGGGAAUGCAACGGAAGUGGCGAAUGGCACUAUCAAUUACUUGCACCCGGCAUAUCAGGUGUCCAGCUACCUGGCCCAUCAAUCUCUCGUGGCGACUAAAGGCAGUGUGGCAGCACUUUACUCAUCCAAUCUUCUCUCAUCGCUCGAGCAAAAGCGCUCUCCAAGGGAUAUGUGGGAAUUACCGAAGAUUCCUCAGUUCAGAGGUGAUAUGGAGAAAAUAGGAAAGACAUAUACGGUCGAUCUAGAGGAACUCGAAAUUGGUUACCACCAUUAUGCAUCCCUACUCGGUGUUAAGCUACGAGGCCUGGGACCGCCGCAAGAAGCGACAGAGCAUAACUUUACUGUGCAGACGUCAUAUAUCGCUCUCGACUGCAGGUUGACGGAUGAGAGAUUCGAUCUUGACACAAAUUACUGGAAAAACAAGACCACAUCCGACCGGAAAGGUGAAGGGGCUGAUGUUCGUCUUCGGGCUCCAGUGGCGUGGGAGGAGUGGAACGAACUUGACGAACCACCUCCUCUAGAGCUUACUUAUUUUAUCAAAUGGCAAAUGAAGGCUAGGCCAUCUGGCUACUGGUCAGCUAUAAACUGCACUAUGCAAACGAUCUGGGUCGAGACAGAUAUUCACUGUGGCCCACGUCCAACUUCAACAAGUUGCUAUGCAUAUCAACAACGACGAAUCAACGGCACAGAACAUGAAAAUCGUCCUCCAAGAUUGAUGCGCAAGAGGUUUGGUGCGCUGCAACAGGCACUGGCAUACUGGCCUGAGGCGUCAGGUGAUAGCGGCUUCGAUGGACCACUGGCCACGGAGAAUUACAUCAUGGGUGAACUCCAUCCAUAUUCCAGGCAGGACUACAGAGACUGGAGCGGCGUGAGCCAGCAGGAGUGGGACUUCUAUAGUGAAUCCAGAAGACUCACCACAGCCUUCAACACUUUCUGGGAUGCAACUUUGAAUCCUCUUGGACAUACCAACGUCUCAUUCGGCGCUCUCAACAGCAGUAACACAGCAUAUGAAGACGAGUUCAAUCUUGAGCCUUUCAUGAACGCAACUGUCGGAACCAUGACUCGGACCUUUGAGGUAUACCGUGCGAGCCAGCUUUGGGUCGCUAUUCUCCUCACAGCGACAAUAUUUCUUCAAGUCCUUGCGAUUCUAGGUCUUGUGUUAGAGGCUAUCAUAGUCGGGCCAGAGGUUCUCGGGUUCGCCAGCUCGUUAACACGCGACAAUCUCUAUGUACCUGUACCGCCUGUGAACUCUGCUCUCGAUGGAGCGGAGAGGGCGAGAGCGUUGGGUGAUAUUCGUUUACAGCUCGCUGAUGUGGGCCCUCGGGAGGAGAGUGGGUACAUUGCUGUUCAUACACUUCAGAACAACAAAGUGGAAAAGGUGUCGGCAGAAGAUUCGGAACAGCAGGCGGGUGCUGAUGAGGCUGUUGAACAUCUUGAUACGAGACCACUGAGUCGAGAGAGGUUGUAUAGAUAG
Messenger RNA from Fusarium coffeatum, 2190 nucleotides. RefSeq lists its product as uncharacterized. The coding region runs from base 1 to 2190 and encodes 729 amino acids. NCBI's taxonomy places the organism in Eukaryota, Fungi, Ascomycota, Sordariomycetes, Hypocreales, Nectriaceae. The transcript is spliced from 3 exons. The record is from RefSeq and is a predicted model, not a curated record.